Podarcis muralis (Common wall lizard) is the source of this 4751-nucleotide messenger RNA. It is a transcript of the gene UFL1, whose product is annotated as UFM1 specific ligase 1. Gene Ontology annotation, molecular function: UFM1 ligase activity. Gene Ontology annotation, cellular component: endoplasmic reticulum membrane. Lineage: Eukaryota; Metazoa; Chordata; Lepidosauria; Squamata; Lacertidae. Gene Ontology annotation, biological process: protein K69-linked ufmylation; regulation of proteasomal ubiquitin-dependent protein catabolic process; response to endoplasmic reticulum stress. The record is from RefSeq and is a predicted model, not a curated record.
GCCAGAGGCCUCGUCGUUCCCACGCCGCCGCCGCCGCCUUCUCCUCCUCCCCCCCCCUUUCCCCGCCCCCUCCUCGGACGCGGGGCAACCAUGGCGGCUACCUGGGAAGAGAUCCUGAAGUUGUCCCAGCAGUUCCAAUCCGCCCAGUUCGCCCAGGCGACGCAGAGACUGUCGGAACGUAAUUGCAUAGAGAUCGUUUCUAAGUUGAUUGCUGAAAAACAGCUGGAAGUGGUGCAUACUCUUGAUGGAAAAGAGUAUAUUACUCCUGCGCAGAUUAGCAGAGAGAUCCGUGAUGAACUUCAUGUUCAUGGUGGUCGUGUAAACAUUGUUGAUUUGCAACAGGUAGUAAAUGUAGAUCUGCUCCAUAUUGAAAACCGAGCUAAUGACCUUGUCAAAUCAGACCGAACAGUUCAACUAGUAUUGGGGCAGCUUAUAGAUGAGAAUUACCUAGAUCAGAUAGCAGAAGAAACAAAUGACAAGUUACAGGAAUCUGGGCAAGUGAAAAUAUCUGAUUUGUGCAAGGCAUAUGACCUUCCUGGAGAUUUCUUGAAGCAGGCAUUUUCCAUCCGCCUGGGCAAAAUUAUCCAUGGGAAAAUUGAUCAGGACAACCGAGGAGUGAUUUUCACAGAUGCAUUUGUCACACGGCAUCGGGCCCGUAUCCGUGGUCUGUUCACUGCCAUUACCAGACCUACGCCAAUAAUUAACCUAAUAACUCGGCAUGGAUUUCAGGAGCAUCUGCUUUACUCUAUGCUGGAAGAACUUGUUAGUACUGGACGUUUGAAAGGCACAGUGGUUGGUGGAAGGCAAGAUAAGGCUGUGUUUAUCCCUGACAUCUACUCCAGAACACAGAGCAACUGGGUGGAUUCGUUUUUCAAGCAAAAUGGUUAUUUAGAAUUUGAUGCAUUGUCCAGACUUGGCAUCCCAGACCCUGUGAACUACAUAAAGAAAAGGUACAAGUCCUUGCAGCUGUUGUUUCUGAAAUCAUCUUGUGUUGGUCAGGAAAUUGUGGAUCAAGUGGAGGCCUCCGUGGAUGAAGCCAUCAGCUCUGGAACGUGGGUGGAUAUAGCGCCUCUUCUUCCAAGUUCAUUCUCUGUAGAAGAUGCCAGCAUGUUGCUCCAGCAAGUGAUGAGAUCCUUCAGUAAACAACCUUCAACUCUGGUCUUUGGCGACACUAAUGUAGUCAGUGAGAAAUUUAUCAACAGCUGUACUGAUUUGUUUAGUGAUCUGAUGCACCAGAAAGCUGAAAAGGAGAUGAAAAAUAACCCUGUGCACUUAAUCACAGAAGAGGACCUGAAGCAGUCUGCAUUUGUAGAAAAUGCUUCUUCAAGUAAAAAAGACAAGAAAGAUGAAAGAAGAAAGAAAGCAGCAGAGGGCACUGGAAGUGUGAAAAGUAGCGGUGGAGGAAACGCCAGAGAAUUUAAGAUCAAGAAAGCCAAGAAGAAGGGCAGAAAAGAUGCUGACAGUGAUGAGGAAUCACAAACAAGCAGCUCAAAUAAGAGCAAGCACCUCGAGAUCCCUUUUCUGUCACCAGAAGAGAUUGAGGAUGUUUUAAGAAAACAUGUAAGGGACUGUCCUGAAGAGCUUAUAACAGAACUCGCUGACCAUCUAAUAAGGCCCUUGACCAAGAGUUACCAGGAAGCUGUGCGUUCUGUAUUUAUGUCCUCCACUUCUACUUACUCUGGAGCUAGCAGGAAAAAGACCAUCAAGGACUUGCAGGAAGAGGUGUCCAGCCUGUAUAAUAAUAUCCGAUUAUUUGAAAAAGGAGCAAAGCAUUUUACAGAUGAGACGCAAAGUAACAUUGCCAAGCACAUGCUGAAGACGUUUUGCACUGACAUCACUAACCUCAUCUUCAACUGCCUAGCUGCUGAUCAAAUGAUGGCAGCAGAAGACUACACUGCCAUUACCACCGAGAUGAGGAAAAAGAUUUUGAGUACUUUAUCUGAAGAGACAAGAGGUCCUUUAACAAAACUCCACAUUUCUCUGAAUGGCAAGAGCUUAGAAGAGUUUGUUUCCUGUCUCGAUGCUGCUGCAGAAGCUUGUGAUAUUAUGGUGAAAAAAGGUGAUAAGAAGAAAGAAAGGCAAAUCCUGUUCCAACACAGACAAGCUCUGAUUGAACAGCUGAAAGUCACAGAAGAUCCAGCUCUUGUUCUUCACCUGACAUCAGUCUUGCUGUUCCAGUUCUCAACACACUGCAUGCUUCAUGCACCCGGAAGAUGCGUGCCACAGAUCAUUACUUUCUUAAGUACAAAGAUCCCAGAGGAUCAGCAUUCUCUUCUUGUCAAAUACCAGGGGUUAGUAGUGAAACAGCUGAUAAGUCAAAAUAAGAAGAUUGGGCAAGGGGACGACGACUCAGUGGAUAACAACCUGAAUGCAGAAGAAAGCAUAGAGGCAAUCCGGAAAGAACUCCAGGAGCUGGCUGGCUCUGUCAAAGACCUUGUUCUCAGGCCCAGAAAAUCUUCUGUAACAGAGGAAUGAUAAUCUUAAUAAAACUCAUUCAGGAUGUUCAAAGAGUUGGGGUGUUUUCUUUGAGGAAAACUGUGAUAAUGCUUGAAAUAGCCUUGGCUUUUAGGAGCUGUGUUUGUAAUAAUUAUACUACAGUCCUAAACACAACAACCAUGUGGUUGGCAAAAAGAACUGAACUGCUUGUUGAAAAUGCAAGGCAGCAUAACCAAAGGGAGAAUUUGUCUUUAAAAAUAUUUUUGUAAUAUCUGGCAACUGAACAAAGCAUUUAUUUAGCUUUUAUAGAGUUAAGAAUUCUCAGUUUUGUAGGCCACAGAAACAGUGUUGGUCUCAAAGGAUGGAAGACGUUGAGCAUAUUUUUUUAAAACUGUUGGAUUGGAACUUGGUGUAGGACUAUGCAACUUUUUGCGUUUCAUAGAAUUCUGUCUGAUGAGUUCUUUGAAAUCUCAAAGCCUACAUAUUCACCAAAUAUGUUCUCGCACAAUGCUUGUGUUUUCCUUACAUAAAGAGAUGUCAUUUAUUCAAAAGGUUGUUGCUUAUAUGCAAAUGGAAGGUGUCCUUACAUUUCUGUUAACUGGACAUUCUCACAGAUAGAAGGGGAGAAAACAACCCCCUCCCCCGAACAGCCCUUUCAUUUCUCCAUCCUUUGCUACAGAGACCCUGCCAACUCUCCAGCGCUGAUUUCUAUGAGAUAUAGGGCACUUCAGAGAGAAGAAAGAAUUGGCUAAAUUUUCACCUGUAAGAGUUCUACUACUCAGGACUCAGAAGUCAACCAUAUAUCUCUGGAUUCUGUAUUUUUCCUUUACAAAUUACUAACCACUUAAAAAUGAAAUGUCACUAGAGCCUUUUUGCAGACAAAUUAAUUGUGUGUUUGUGUAUCAGGAAUACACAGUGCUCUGUGUCAUUUUAACAUUAUGGAGAGAAAUUGUUGUGGUUAAAAAAGUUAGCAUCCCCAAAUUAUUUUAGUCCUAAUAUUAGCAUAUAUAACCAGUUUGUUCGGGGGGGGGAGGGUGUCAGAGACACUUAAGAUCAUUGCUAGAGGACAAAUGUUGACAAAUGCCCAUUAAAGUGAUCUCUUAAACACACUCUGUGAUGUCCCAUUGCUAGAUACAUGUGACGUUUAAUAGUAUUUCACUCUGGUGUUUAUAACUUUGUAAUACCUUUAUUAUGAGACACAAUAUUUAAUCCAUUUAAAGAAGAAAAGACUAGGAAAAGGUUAUCAUUAGUUCCUAUGUCAGGUCUUUGUACAAGUCUUGGUUUUAUUGAGCAAAUCAUUCUCCCGAACUGCCAUUCAGUGAGAUUUUUGUUAUUGUUUGUGCCAGGCGUAACUCUUUUCAUUGCUGUUCCUGCUGUUUGCUGUAAUUUAGAUGCAUUUAUACCUCUUAGGGGUAUAAGUGACAUCAUACUUUCUUUUUUGUAUGGAACAUUUGGUUUAACAACAACAAAAAAGCAUUGCUGUUUCCCAUUGUAUUAAGUUACUUUGCAGCAACUUUGGGUUUCUUUUGCGGAUACUUGACUGCGAACAAGUUUUGAUGCCAAGUUCUGCCUGCCCUUAAGCCAGCUUUCUCUGCAUUCAUGAUGUAACUCAUGCAGAUUGGCUCCAAGCCAGACAAAAGAAAGGGAGCUAUGGCAAGGCAGCUGUGUCUGAAGUGGAAGCAAACUUGGAUUCCUUUAAAAUGUGAUUGGUUUGAAAAUGGCAGGAAUAUCUGCCCCACUAGAAGAAGUUUUAGUCUUUCCCUCGUUCCCUUUGUCAUUUGCAUCCCCACAGAAUUUUCCAUGCUGGUUCCCAUUCUUAGUAUUUAUUCGUUGUUCGCCUUGUAUUACUCCCAUCUCUUCCUGUUCAUUUUUUUUCUUCCUUCAAGUUUUCUUACAUAAGCUCUCCUUGCUCAGUGCUGCUGCUUUUUUCCAUGAAGCCCUUCUACCUUUCGUGCUUCUCCUGUUACUACUGUUAUUGUAAAAUGGAAAAUGAUUUUGAACGUUUGCAAUGAAAAUAUGGGGGCAAUAAGAUUGAAGAUUAUGUUACUCCUCUCAAAAGAAUCACAAUGUUUUUCUCUCCUCACGUGAAUUUUUGAUGCACACAAAAAUUCAAGCACCUUCAUCAGGGUGCCCAGUUAAAUUGGAAUGAUAAAAAAAUAUCUCCACAAUGAUGUCUACGACCAAAGGGGACCAUACUUCAACCAAAUGUGUACAGGAACCUGUAGUCCAUCUGAAAUAAGUUGUGUGGUGUGUUUUUUUAAUUUAAAAAAUGUAGCUGUUGUUACAUAAACUCAUUAAAUGACUAUAUUAACCUA